CAAUUUUGGUCGCCUUGUUCCCCCUCGCAGGCACCGAUUUCUCCACGGGAGGCGGCUUUUGGACGGCGGUCACGCUGGACGCGGAGCAGGACCCACGAAGGAGGCACGACCCGGACACCCUUCUCUUCUUCUGCGGCUUUAACGCGAUGGAACCAGCCUUCGGCGAGGUGAACCAGCUCGGUGGGGUUUUCGUCAACGGCAGGCCGCUCCCCAACGCCAUCCGGCUCCGGAUCGUGGAGCUGGCGCAGCUCGGAAUCCGACCCUGCGACAUCAGCCGACAGCUGCGAGUCUCUCACGGCUGCGUCAGUAAGAUCCUGGCCCGCUACAACGAGACCGGCUCCAUCCUCCCGGGAGCCAUCGGAGGCAGCAAGCCGCGCGUCACGACGCCCACCGUGGUCAAACACAUACGGACAUACAAGCAGCGGGACCCCGGGAUUUUUGCGUGGGAGAUCCGGGACAGGCUACUCGCCGACGGGGUCUGCGACAAGUUCAACCUGCCCUCGGUCAGUUCCAUCAGCAGGAUCCUGCGCAACAAGAUCGGGAACCUGUCGCAGCAGAGCCAGUACGAGUCCGGGAAGCAGGGCCCUCACCCGCCGCCGCAGCCCACCAUACCAUACAACCACUUGUACUCCUACCCGGGCUCCAAGGUGCCCACUCCCCCGGGCAUGCCCACGCUACCUGGACACAUGGCCAUGCACAGGAUAUGGCCCUCCUCGCACUCCGUCACAGAUAUUCUGGGGAUUCGAUCCAUCACAGAGCAACAAAACGCCGAGUGGCUUGCCCACAGUGAGCAGCUCUGCCACAGCGCCCAGCAUGCCUCGCUGCCCCCCUCCCACCCCAGUGUCACCCUACACGGCGUGCAGCGCCACCACGUCGGCCUGUGUGACCGGAGCCACAUGGCCGCCGGCCAGUGGCAGUGCUCCAUCUCCCCGCAGCUGUGACACCCGCCGGCCUUCAGGAGCAUGACGGCCACCCGGGACUCCAUUCGCUGCUGGCCUCGGCGCUGUGAUCUGCCGAGCGAGCGGAUGGAGGAGGAGGUUAGUGACAGACAGCGAGGACGGGAGACACCAAGUCUGUCUCCUGCUGCUUUUACU
Messenger RNA from Synchiropus splendidus (mandarinfish), 1094 nucleotides. RefSeq names its product paired box 9 (gene pax9). Gene Ontology annotation, molecular function: DNA-binding transcription factor activity, RNA polymerase II-specific; RNA polymerase II cis-regulatory region sequence-specific DNA binding. Bases 147 to 941 code for a protein of 264 amino acids. NCBI's taxonomy places the organism in Eukaryota, Metazoa, Chordata, Actinopteri, Syngnathiformes, Callionymidae. The transcript has 3 exons. Gene Ontology annotation, biological process: anatomical structure development; regulation of transcription by RNA polymerase II. The record is from RefSeq and is a predicted model, not a curated record.